Pygocentrus nattereri (red-bellied piranha) is the source of this 1871-nucleotide messenger RNA. RefSeq names its product spermatogenesis associated 6 (gene spata6). Bases 1 to 1440 code for a protein of 479 amino acids. The transcript is spliced from 13 exons. The record is from RefSeq and is a predicted model, not a curated record. NCBI's taxonomy places the organism in Eukaryota, Metazoa, Chordata, Actinopteri, Characiformes, Serrasalmidae. Gene Ontology annotation, molecular function: myosin light chain binding. Gene Ontology annotation, biological process: spermatogenesis.
AUGGGAGGAGUGACGCCGCUCCACAAGCCUCCACACUCCAGAGUACGACAGAAAGCUCUGAAAUGUACUGUACAACUAAAGGUCCAUGCUAUCACCUGUCCGGGGGUCUUUUUACCGUCCCGAGAGGACAUUUACUUGAGUGUCCGAAUGAUGGGACAGUACCACAAAACAAAAUGUGUUCCCUUCGGUUUUCCUCUUCUGAUGCACGAAAAGAUGGUGUUUACAAAGACCUUCACAGGAGCCGUUGACCCUGGUGAUAUAGCUGAUCAUCUGGAGAAUGAUACAACCUGUUUUGAGCUCAUUCAGCUUGUCCCCCCAGAGGGAGAAAUUCUGGCCACUCAUGAAGAGAACACCAGAGACUUCCUCUACCCAGGCCCAAGACUGACUCCCCAAACCCCUGGUUCAGAGAGAGAGAUUCUGAUGAAGAAAUCCGUCUCCUUCCCGGGGAUCUCGCCCAAAGUGGAAUUUUCAACCACAUCUGUUAUUGAGGAGUGUGAUUUGAAAGGUAGCCAGACAACCUUCUCACCAGUUAACUCUUCUCGCACUAAGCCUGGUCUUGUAAAAACAAGAAAGACCAACGCAAAGCCGAGCAAAGUGCCAGCCUGUGGUUACCAGAGGCCCACAGUAGCAUCACAGACCCACUCCCCCUCACCUUACACCUACCGCAGGAUGUGCCAGCUGUCUGAGGAGGCUAGACAGCGCCUGAGCCACCUCCAGCUCGGACCCUACACCUUUAAGAAAGAAACAGAUCCUCAGCCUCCUUUUGUGGUCCCCUGUAGUCCAGGCUCCUCACCGAUUGAAUCCCCCAUGUUUCCUCCAGCUCUUCCAUCUUCACCCAAGACAAACUCCUGGUUCCAGAUGUCUGUGAAUUUUGCUGCAGACCUCACAGAGCCCACACUCUGUGGAAGCUUCAGGGCAAAGCCUUCUAAACCAAGAGGUUCUUCUGUGGAUGUGCAUCAUUUGUCUCCAGGGGCUACGUCCAGGAUUCUUUCUCAAAGAAAAGUUCCUACUGACCACUCCACUCCUCUGUCCAGCAGUCACAUAGACCAGAGUCCGCUGCUGGCACGCUCCUCACUUAGAGAGAGGUUUCACAGCCCCACCAGUCCCUCUCAGUGGGAGCAGAUUCACAGUCGAGUUCAGAGGAUUUUGAGCAGUCACGCCACUCGAAAGCUGUCAUUUGACGAGCAGAGUGAGGAAGGAGAAUCCGAUCAGAAUGCACCUGUUCCCUCCUGCUAUGACUCGCUGUGUGACAGCCAAAUACAAUCUGACAGGGUUAUUCCUGGAGAACCAUCUGUUCAUUUAGAUAACAGAACAUUCUGGACCAACAAAGCAGCCAAAUACACCGGGAGGUUGCACAGAACAGUGUUCGAGGACAGCCUUGGCAAAAUCUAUAAGAACCUGUACAGAAAAGCAUCAAGUCCUGGCCACAGUGAUUCAUAAGGAAUCUGGACAUCAAGACCAGGAUUUGAUUUUAACCCAACUCCUUAUUUCUACACCAUAGCAAAUUGCUUCCUGCAGCCACAAACAUGUUUUACUAAAUAAUCAUGUCAUUUUGGUUGAAGCUGAUUGUGUCAGUGCUGUUUCUAAAUUGAGGAAGAGUUACAGAUACACAGCAGCUUGGCGUACUUGAUUUAUUGGUGAUCCAGUCAGUUACAAAUUUGCAUGCAUUCUUACAAAAUGUGAAAUCUCCUGUCAUGCUCCGUCAUUCACCCAGACUGGUGGCAGAGAAAAAGUUCUUCAGUCAGGGAAAUUAAAACAGACAAAAUCAAUAAAAAGGAUAAAUGUUCAGCUUUUCUUUUCUUUAAUGUUUUACAGUCUUGCUUGUUGGUUUACUGUGCUAACACUCAAAUAUAAAAAUCUGUUGGAAAAUU